CCCAGACCAGCUCAAGCGGGCAACAAUAGACAGACACAGUAGCAGACCCAGCUGAAGAAAAAUGUGAGGAACAACACAGGUAUAUAACCGAACGGCCACAUCGCAGAAGCGCCAGAGAGAGGCCAACCAGCGAGCAGGAUGGCAGGAAGGGUGGCAGGGCGGCUCCAGCGGCCCAAGGCCAAGAGCUUCUGGACCCUGGUGCGGUGCCUCCUCCUCUGCAGGAGCCGCAGGCCGCCGGCGGCGGGAGGCGCGGCGGAGGACCGGAGCGAGGAGAAGAGCGGCCUCCUCAGCAGGAGCUCCCUGGAGCAGCUUCUGGUCACGGAUGCCGGCCGCGCUGCCGGGGACGGAGACGUUUGCGCCAAGAAGCACGGCCAGCCGGUGGCGGCGCUGGCACGGCCGGUGUCGUCGGCGGCUGCGGCGGCGGCAGCCGGAGGCCGUGACGGCGCGGGCGCGCACCGGCGGUUCGCGUUCGGCGGGUUCCGGCGGCGGCUGCUCAUGAGGCGGCCGUGGCGGCCGGUGCUCGUCGCCAUCCCGGAGUGACCAUCGAUCAAGUGCUUCUCGGAUCAACGACCUGCGGCGGCGGACUCCGAUCCACGCGUUCCACUCUUCUCAGAUGCGCUUGUGCAGUUGUGCCUGUAACGACUUUGCGUGAUGCUUUGGUUCAUCUUUGUUCGUUCCAACCUCUCCUGCGAUCUGCGAACUGUCUGGUUUUCUUCUUUCGAAUGUAAUGCAACUUGUACAUGAACUCGAACGAGAUAUUUGGUUCGGAAAAAAUUAUUUAGGCUCUA
Panicum virgatum (switchgrass) is the source of this 788-nucleotide messenger RNA. RefSeq lists its product as uncharacterized. The transcript has 2 exons. The record is from RefSeq and is a predicted model, not a curated record. NCBI's taxonomy places the organism in Eukaryota, Viridiplantae, Streptophyta, Magnoliopsida, Poales, Poaceae. The coding region runs from base 139 to 540 and encodes 133 amino acids.